GUUCAUUUCGGCAGGUGAUUCUUUCCGGCUGUAAAAAUGAGAGUGAGCCUGGUUCUGCUGUGCGUGAUUCUUUUCUGGGGAGACUCUCUCAGCGAAGAGUGUGUGCGUCAGCUCCAGGAGGACGUGGACUUCCCAGGCAGUGACAUCCUGCAGAUCUUCUCCCCAGAUGUGCACCACUGUCAGCUGGCCUGCACUAAGCACCACUCCUGUCUCUUUUUCACGUUUGUUCGACCUGAAUGGACCAGGGACAAGCGACAGUUCUACUGCUACCUGAAGUACACAGACUCUGGGAAACCUACCAAGGUUAUCUCCCUAAGUAAAGUCACUUCUGGCUACUCGCUGAAAUCCUGCAAAGACAUAAGCAGCCAAACUUGUCUUCCAUCUGUCUAUAAGGAUGUGGACUUCCCAGGCAGUGACAUCGAGCAGAUCCUCUCUCCAGAUGUGGAGCACUGUCAGCUGGCCUGCACUCAGCACCACUCCUGUCUCUUUUUCACAUUUCUUCACCCCGAAUGGACCAGGGACAAGCGACAGUUCUACUGCUACCUGAAGCUCACAGACUCUGGGCGACCUACCAAGAUUACCUCCUUGAGUGAAGUGACAUCUGGCUUCUCGCUGAGAUCCUGCAACAACACAAGCAGUCAAACUUGUCUGUCGACUGUCUAUAAGGAUGUGGACUUCCCAGGCAGUGACAUCCAGCAGAUCCUCUCUCCAGAUGUGGAGCACUGUCAGCUGGCCUGCACUCAGCACCCCUCCUGUCUCUUUUUCACGUUUGUUCGACCUGAAUGGACCAGAGACAAGCGACAGUUCUACUGCUACCUGAAGCAGACAGACUCUGGGAAACCUACCAAGAUUACUUCCCUGAGUGAAGUCACUUCUGGCUACUCACUGAAAACCUGCCAAGACAGAAGCACCCAAACUUGUCUGUCGACUGUCUAUAAGGAUGUGGACUUCCCAGGCAGUGACAUCCAGCAGAUCCUGUCUGCAGAUGUUCAUCACUGUCAGUUGGCUUGCACUCAGCACCCCUCCUGUCUCUUUUUCACAUUUCUUCACCCUGAAUGGACCAGAGACAAGCGACAAUUCUACUGCUACCUGAAGCAGACAGACAAUGGGAGUCCAACCAAGAUUACCUCCCUAAGUGAAGUCACUUCUGGCUUCUCACUGAAAACCUGCAAAGACGGAAGCAGCCAAACUUGUCUGUCGACUGUCUAUAAGGAUGUGGACUUCCCAGGCAGUGACAUCCAGCAGAUCCUCUCUCCAGAUGUGGAGCACUGUCAGCUGGCCUGCACUCAGCACCCCUCCUGUCUCUUUUUCACAUUUGUUCGACCGGAAUGGACCAGAGACAAGCGACAGUUCUACUGCUACCUGAAGCACACAGCCUCUGGGAUACCUACCAAGAUUACCUCCUUGAGUGAAGUCACUUCCGGGUACUCACUGAAAUCCUGCAAAGACCAAAGCAGCCAAACUUGUCUGUCGAUUGUCUAUAAGGAUGUGGACUUCCCAGGCAGCGACAUCCAUCAGAUCCUCUCUCCAGAUGUGGAGCACUGUCAGCUGGCCUGCACUCAGCACCCCUCCUGUCUCUUUUUCACGUUUGUUCGCCCCGAAUGGACCAGGGACAAGCGACAGUUCUUCUGCUACCUGAAGCGCACAGACACUGGGAUGCCUACCAAGAUUACCUCCCUGAGUGAAGUCACUUCCGGGUACUCACUGAAAAACUGCAACAACACAAGCAUCCAAACAGACGGACAGCCUUUGCCCUUAAUGUCUCUGCUUCUCAGCUAGUACAUUCUGGUCUUACAGCAAGGUCAAGAAGGGGUAUUCAGAAGACAAAAUACUCAUAAAUGUUCGUGGCCAGCUUCAUGUCUUUUUGUUUUGGUAAAGCCCCCCCUUCUGGAAAAGUGUGUAUAAGAGUCUUACUGUGUCUGAUGCAAAUCAGAAAGCCGGUAAGCUUUCUCACUUUCUGUAAUUUCUUUGCAAAU
Molecule: messenger RNA, 1976 nt
Organism: Conger conger (European conger)
Lineage: Eukaryota; Metazoa; Chordata; Actinopteri; Anguilliformes; Congridae
Product: plasma kallikrein-like
Exons: 14
Coding region: 37-1779 (580 amino acids)
Biological process (GO): proteolysis
Cellular component (GO): extracellular region
Molecular function (GO): protein binding
Source: RefSeq, a predicted model, not a curated record